AUGGUCUGAACACGAUUAGACUACAAAUAUUGGAUCGUCAAUGUUUUAUCACGUGACAUUCGCGGCGCGUUGAUGCAAAUUUCGGCAUCGCGUUACCCGGAGCUCGGAGUCUGUUGUAUGUUACUUUCUUGCUUGGAAGUUUACAAACAAUUUUUUGAAUGGAAUUUAAUUAAAUAUUUGUCCCUUCAAAAAUGCCACGGCCUUUACAAAGUGAAAGACAGAAUGCGACGCCCGCUAGUACAAGUAAACGAAAAAAAGAUACACCUCGCAAGCGGCAAGGGGCAACGUUUGGAACACCAGCUGGAGCUGCACGACCAGCGGGGAGUAGCGGGCGAGAGUUGGGACAAACACCGCUGUCAUCAGGAAAGAGACAUGGAACAAGACGUUUUAGACCGGGGACUCGAGCUCUGAUGGAAAUCAGAAAAUAUCAAAAGACUACUCAUCUCCUGCUCAGGAAGCUUCCCUUUGCUCGAGUGGUAAAGGAAAUUUGUCAGAUCUUAAACCCAUCCUCCGAACUUCGCUGGCAAGCUGCAGGAAUUAUGGCAUUACAAGAGGCAGCAGAAGCGUUCCUUGUCCAUCUCUUUGAAGACUCGAACCUUUGUGCUAUCCACGCCAAGCGAGUCACCGUCAUGCCAAAGGACAUGCAGCUUGCUCGACGGAUACGCGGGAGAACAGACGGACUUGGGUAGUACAUUGUAGGAAUCUUGAUUGUACAAUAUUAUUGACGUUUGAUGGACGGUGAUCCUCUUUUAAACCUAUUGCUUCAUCAAGUUCCAAUGGCCAUCAAAACAUUGGUAUAUAGGCCUGUAUUCUGAAGUCUUGGUUGUUGAAAGGUCAUGGUUUAAAAUUAUAGGAAGCUGUUAUGUUUAUAUUUUAUGAUUCUUGUGUUCACUGUGCUCUGUCUCCAUGCUUUAAUGGUGUGUUGAUGAUCAUUCCCAGAUAUUUAUGAAAUGAAUUUGACCAUUCAAAUGUGUUGAGAAAUUGAUUCUGUACUGUUACAAGUUUGUGUCGAAAAUGGUAUCCAUAUGAAAACCUCAAAUUAGGACCUGGUUUAUCACCCCCGGGUUCAGAAUAUGGGCCUUGGUGUCUUAUGAUUAAAUUCUCUUUGAAAGCAGGAGAGCUUUGAAUGGUAUGAUUUUAAUCUGGCUUUUAAAAAAAGAGAGAUGUGUUUGGAAUAAUUGACUCUCAUGCAAUAUUGAAAGGAGAAGUACAUUCUUGACAAGUGAUCAUUAGGAUUUUACAAUUACAAUUUUACAUACUGUAUGUUGAAAGUACAUGUAGGAAGGUACAUGUGUUCCCCAUUAUUGACAGGGGGGGGGGGUGGUUGAAUACAGAUAUAUCUGGUUGUGCCACUAAACCUGUACCCACUUCAUAUUGACAGAAAACGGUCCCCUUUAUUGGAGGAUUUUUAAAUCUAAAAUAAUGCCCUAUUUUGAAUUUAAAAGGGUAAAAAUAUCUGCUACUAAUUGUGAAAUGUCAGAAUCAUACUCCUGAUUUGUUAUGUUAUUUUUCUCCACAAUUCCAUCAGAGUGAUACGUUGCAUUUCCAUACACGACCCUAUAACAGGUUAAUCUUUCUCCCAUAAGGGGAUAAAUACAUGUACAUUGUAGCAUAAAUGCAUUUUGCAUCACUUUUGGUUCAAAAUUCACCAUUGCAGACACUUCAAUAAUUUUGGCCUAAUUCAGAAGUUUUGUAUAAUUUCAUUGAAUGAUUCUGGGUGUAAAUCCUAAAAAAAAGUUUUGCGUGUUACCCAAAAAGCCACUGCAAGAAAUUGUGUUUUCUAUAGAUUGUCCUGGUAUACAGAAAGGAAAGCGAUAUUUCAAGAGAGUUUUAUGAAUAGUAUAUACAGUACUGAGUAAUUCAAAUGAACCUACAUGUAUAUAAUGAAUUCAUUUUAAAAGAGGAUCACUAUCACUAUUGUAGAUAAAAAUGUAUAUUUUAAUAGUUUAAUACAAUCCUUGUGAAGUUUGAAUAUUGAGACAAUUUUUGCAUCUCACUUUGUUCUUCCAUUUAGUCUAUUUGAGAGUACUGUAAUCUUAUCACAGUUAUCUUGUUUCAUCUUUUUUUUUCCAAGUCUAAUCUGCAUUGUCUCGUUAGGCUAUGGGAGUCGUACUCCUGCAAAAGAAACAUUUCACGAUUGUUGCAAGAAAAAAUAAUAAUCGGCAACCCUGAAACUAUUAGGCAAAUACAGGUAUUCAAUUGCAAAAUGGAGAUUGAUUGAUGUUUUAUUUUGUCUUCCAAUUUUUAAUAGAAGUUCAACCAAUUUUAAGUGGAUAUAUUUAUGCAUUCAUUGAU
Molecule: messenger RNA, 2295 nt
Organism: Lytechinus variegatus (green sea urchin)
Lineage: Eukaryota; Metazoa; Echinodermata; Echinoidea; Temnopleuroida; Toxopneustidae
Product: histone H3-like centromeric protein cnp1
Exons: 4
Coding region: 192-689 (165 amino acids)
Cellular component (GO): nucleosome
Molecular function (GO): DNA binding; structural constituent of chromatin; protein heterodimerization activity
Source: RefSeq, a predicted model, not a curated record